GCUCUGCUUACGUUCCGUGAGGAUGAUGCACUCGCAUUUUUCGACAUUCGCUUCAAAUUAAUUACUAACGAGCAGGUGACUAUAAGUGACUGAAUAUAAACGAAAAUAUUUGUGAUUUUUUUACCUAAAAUUCGUGCACCAUGGGAAAAAUCGUGUCGAAACUGAAAUCCAGAAAUAGUGUAAACGAAGACGAACGAGAAAUCCAGAAAUAUGCGGAGGAAACAGAAAACCGUCCGUACGAAUUUGGAUUACAAAAUACCGAUGACCUGAAGAAAAUCACAUGGUAUCAACGAUUAAUUUUCGACCUACGUUUCCGCAUCGCGUACGCCAUCAUAAUUGCGAUAAUUCUGGGAAUCGGGGUACCAAUAGCGAUCCAUCAACUUCUAUAUGACCACGAGGACUCUACAAUUUAUGGGAGUUGCUUAAUUAAAACGGAGGCAAGGUUUCAGUGUUUAAUAAACAACGCCGAGAUAGCAAACCGACGACAAUGCGUGGACGCGAAUUGCUGCUGGGAAGAAAAUGAUGAAUUACCGUUUAAAUGUUAUCACUCAUUUCCGACGGCAGAUCAAUAUCGAGUCCUGGAAAUUAAACAGUUAUCCGAAAAUGGUGACGCGGUGCAGAUAACGGCAGAUCCAAAUCAAGGCUGGAUGACUAGACUGACCAUUUUGAUCUCUUGGCUGGACGAGGGUCACUUAAAUUUGCAAAUGUUUAAUCCAGCCCUUUACCCGGAACGGGUAACGAGCGGAUUGGGCGAUGUUUUACCGGGUGGGCCGAGAUCAAUCGAGAAAGAUGGGCUUAUCAUCAGUUAUCCGGAUGUGGGGGAUUACUUUUUCAUUCAAAUUGAACGAGUUGGAGAUGGAUGGAAUCGAAAUGAAACAAUUUUCGAUACCAGAUUAGGUCCAAUUAACAGUGGGAAUGGUUUCAUGGCUUUCACCACGACGCUGUCAACCCCAUACUUUUAUGGACUCACAGGUGGGGAAGGAAUUGCAUCCAAAUCAACGGUAACUUUCGGCGUGAUGAAUGGCUUUGAAAAUGCAGAAACGCCGUUUUACAUGUCACUUGAAAACUCAAAUUCAUGGCAUGGAAUACUUUUAGAAACCACACUUCCAUUUGUCACACAAGUUCUGCAAGCGCCAGGAAUCGGGUUUCACAUCGAAGGUCCCAAAGCCGACAUUAAUUUACACUUCUUUAACGGACCCACAACAACUGGAGUCUUGACCCAGCUUCAUUCUUACCUUUCUACCCGAAUCGGCAACGAAACCACCAGCACCCCCGAAAUUGCCCCCCUUGUCCCCUACAUCCCACCCUAUUGGGGUCUCGGCCUGCACCUGUGCCGCUCCAUGUGGGACACUGCCCUCGUUUGGGAGCACAUCGACGAACUCAACAACGCCACCCUUAACAAAAUUCCGUACGAUUCUGACUGCAUUCAUGGAAAUUUGAGAAAUCUUUUGGUCAAAAACAGCACAAUUUUCUCGUCUGAAGAACUUGCCGACAUUGUCGAAAUGUUGAAUGUGACAGAAAAGAAGAUCGUUUUGAGUCAAACUUUUACCAUCCCGUUUGUCGAGGGUGUCACGGAUAUUUCAGAAAUUGGAGAGUUUCUCGUGAUGAAUAGGAUGAACGGGUCUUCGCACCCGUUUGUGGGGAUGAUUGAUAAUGGGACGGUGGUUUAUCCGGAUGUCUUCCACCCCACCAUUUUCUCUGAUCUGGCCCCCUGGAAUUUCAACUUUAGCGACAUCCCCGUCUCUGGAUUCAUCCUGACUGACAAUUUUCCGCGGAAUGAGAAUUCAUCAUCCUGCCAAAAACCGGGCUCCUUCCUUCAAAAACUGCUCCUCUCCACGAACCGCUCAAUCCAAAUCGAGCCCAAUGACGCCCUUAAAAAGAUCAACCCUUGGGGCUCAAUCUGUCCCCAGAUUAGUCACACCGUCGUACAGAUUAAUACCAGUCGAGUUGAGAAAACUCAUUUGGAACUCCACAAUUCGUACGGUUUACAAUCCUCGAAAAAAAUUCGCCAAGUUUUACACUCCCUGGAAGGCGACGCCCUCAGUAAGCGUGACCUCGUCCUGUCAACGUCUUCGUCAUGGACGGAAUCCCUCUAUUACGGAGCGACCAACGGGAUGCAGGCAAAUUUCACGUGGGUCGCCCUCAGGGAAAGUUUGGCCCACGUGGUGCGACACUUUGUCCUUUCACCAGUCACAGGAACGACCAUUUGUGGCGCUUUUCUACCCAAUGAGAAGCCCGACUUUGACAAUAAUCUGUGCCUGAGAUGGUACCAACUUGGACUCCUGUUGCCCCAUGCGUACCAUAAUUAUGCAAAGGGUAACGACUCGAGGGGACCGUUAGAUUUUCCGAAGAGAUAUCAGAAUUACCUCUCGGAAGCGAUUCGCCAGCGGUACACGUACGCGCCGUAUUACUACACGCUGCUCAUCAAUUAUCAGAAAACCUUCGUCCCCAUGAUCUUGCCGAUGUCGUACUUGUUCCACAAUGUUUCUGGCGUCGAGAGGGCCACCGUUUUCAAAUUGGUGGACCAAUUCAUGAUCGGAGAAGCCAUUCUUGCCGCGCCCAUUGUGAAGCCAGAACUGAAUCGCGAAUCGUAUUUCCCUCCCGGAAUCUGGUACGAUGCUGACGGUUUUAUGGCGUGGAAUGACACCGGAAAUGGCGGAUUCAAGACCGUGACCGGCUAUUUAGUUCAAACUCCGCUGUUUCUGAGAGGUGGAUAUGUCAUACCGACUUUGCAAAACCCGGAAGGCCGUUCUAUCACGGAAUCGCGGAAUGGUAAUUACACUCUGAUCGUGACCCUACUUCCGAACCAAAAAAGCGUCGGGACGCUCUUGGCGGAUGCGGGAAUGAGCAAAUCUGUCCCCCUCACCGCCGAAAUCCACUUCGAAGUCACGACGAGUUUCACCUCGGACGAGGUGUCCAUUAACGUAACGAUUUCCGUGGUUGACGCCACAAUUUGCGACGACGAGAACAUCGUCGACAUGCCGUCGACAACAAUUGACCACAUAAAAUUUAUCGGAUUUCCGUACCGUUUCAACAACUAUACUACAACCCCGGAAGAUCUGGAUCCUGUUGGAGGGGACGAGUUGGACUAUUUGCGAAUUAGUAAUAUUGGCAUGAAUUGGUGUGAAGGUGCUGUGGCGAAUAUUUAUAUAAGAGCUAGUCCUAAGCAGGAGUGAGGAGUCGUGACAUAAAUAUUGUUAAUUUAUCGCCAUUUAUUUUUGAUUGGGUAUUUAUUGUAACUUUUAUAAAAUGUAAUAAAUUAUCUGUAGCAAAAUCGGGACAGAA
Messenger RNA from Folsomia candida, 3285 nucleotides. Its product is annotated as lysosomal alpha-glucosidase. The transcript is spliced from 15 exons. The record is from RefSeq and is a predicted model, not a curated record. Gene Ontology annotation, biological process: carbohydrate metabolic process. Bases 141 to 3176 code for a protein of 1011 amino acids. NCBI's taxonomy places the organism in Eukaryota, Metazoa, Arthropoda, Collembola, Entomobryomorpha, Isotomidae. Gene Ontology annotation, molecular function: alpha-1,4-glucosidase activity.